This is a messenger RNA of Scylla paramamosain (green mud crab), 6168 nucleotides long. Its product is annotated as ELMO domain-containing protein 3-like. The record is from RefSeq and is a predicted model, not a curated record. Bases 191 to 1237 code for a protein of 348 amino acids. NCBI's taxonomy places the organism in Eukaryota, Metazoa, Arthropoda, Malacostraca, Decapoda, Portunidae. The transcript is spliced from 8 exons.
AUAAAUUAUUCUUGCAUUGCAGAGUGUCGGUGGGAGUUCAUUUAACUAGACGCUGGUGGUGGAGUGACUUUAAGACCUUAUUUACUCCCACUGCUCCCUUCUUCCGCCCUGUUUCCUCCUCGCAGGGGCCGGAGGAGCCGAACAUGGCACUAUGGAAUUAAUAGCGACGCCUGAGAGAACGUGAGGCGAGAUGCUAGAAACUCUGCAGCAGAAGGAGCCGCUGUCUGAGUUUGUGGACGUAGCCGAGAGGAACCGCAAGAACCAGGACCAUGGAGCGACUCGUACCGACAGGAGACUGAGUCACGAUGAGGAGUUCGCCGCGGCACAGGAGGAGUGGGAUGCCGUGCAGUGCGUGGAACCAAUCCUCCGCUCCCCCCACAAGGAGAACUACCACAAAAGUCCCAAGAAGUACAUCGACAGCUCCUCCUCCUCCCCUGCCAAGACCCCCUCCAAGCCCCCGCCAGUGCUGCCCCCCACCGUCAGAGUCACCCCACACACUGACUUUGAUGAGGUGUGGGACUACUUCAUGCGUCAGGAUAUGAGUCACGUCAUGGGUUCCAUCAAGCCCACGCUGGAGCAGAGGGGUGUCAACGGGCUCUUCCGCUCACUGUUUGGGCCCAAGAAACUGAAGGCAGAGCUGGUGGACGAGCGGAAUCUACUCUUUGCCAUUGCCCAGUGUCAGUUCGACAACAGCGAGCCCAUCCACCUUCAGAUCCUGCAGACAGUGUACAAGGUCCUCACUGGCACCAAAAUUGACUGUCCUCGGUAUGGUAGCCACUGGGAUGUGAUUGGCUUCCAGGGGGUUGAUCCGGCCACGGACCUGCGGGGUGUAGGGCUGCUGGGGUUGGUCCAAGCACUCUACCUCCUCACCCAUGAGUCGCUGCUGCCGCUGGCCCGUGAUGUGUUCCGGCUGAGUCAUGACCACCACUCUCAGUUCCCCCUCAUGGUGCUCUCCAUCAAUGUGACUCGCAUUUCCCUGCAGACGCUGCGGGAAGGAUACCUCAAUAAGGAGUGCAACAGCCGAGGCAAUGUACGACACGUCCUCAACCAGUUCUUCACUGCUGUCCUCUUCCACAUCUUCUGGAUCUGGAAAACUGAGUCCAAGACAAUAAAGGAUUCUGGCUUCAUCAUUAAAGAUGCCGAGGCAUACUGCAAGCGUAACGUGAAGACAGUCCUGCAGAAGCUCCAGGUUCAGCUACGUAAAUAUUCCCACGCAGAGGAGGGCCAGCUGGUGUGAGGGCCACGCUGGUGCCCCUCACCCCAGGGACGGAUCUCAUUGCACGGGGGUGUUGGAGGGCAGUGUGGGUGUGGUCCUUUGUUGCGUGGGCUGCCAGUGUCUUAUUCCCUCGCCAACGUGAGUCUCUGAGGAGUGCAUAGAUAUUAUUUUUCCACUUAUAAGUACAGUGAGUUCUUGUCAGGUGAUUGCAUGGCAUUUGUGAUUUUUACCAGGUAACCUUUGUUGGAAAGACUGGUACGGGAAAUGCCUUAAGUCUUGCAUUUAGAAUGCAGUCGUAGGAAGUUUUCAGGUAUAGUUUACAAGGAAAACAUGACAAAUAGCAUGCAAACUAAUAGUCUGAGAAGGUGAAUUAGUGUUUUGUAUCUGACUCCUCGUUUUUGUUGUAAUGUUUGUUUUCCUCAUUGUCCCACUUGAGUACACAGGGUGCAGGUAGUGUCUCCAGUGCAUGUGGGGGCGCGCAGGGCGGGGCCUCGGCGCCCCCUGUCAAAUAGUAUUAGAAUAGGUAGGAAGGGAAACACAGAUCUUACUCUAUCCAGAUGGAUGCAAAAUGGACAUAUCUGCAUUGGCACAGGACUAGGUUACAGGAACCAGAUUAUUAGUGUGAUUACAUAAGGCAGUGAUUGACCUGAGCACUUUCAUAAGAUUAAAUAAAAAAGAAGGCUUUAUAUGAUAGAGGUUGAGAGUUGAAGAGUCUAUAUAUAUAUAUAUAAUAUGUAUGUAUAUUUGAGGUUUAUCAUGUGAUCAGUACGUUUACUUACUGGACUGCUGUAGAGUGCCAGCUGUUGCUAAUACAUGGGACCAGGUGAUGAAAAGUGGGUGCUGGCAGACACAUUAGUACUUGCAUGUGCAAUCUUAUCAGGAGUGUUGUUUCUACGCUGUGCAGGAUUGUUUACCAUAUUCGCUGCUGUGUUGAGUGUGUCACAGCCUUUUAUUUUUGUGCCUGUAGAGAAAUAUGGGAGAGUGCUGUGAAGUAAUAUUAAUCUUCUCAUGGUUCUUAUCUUCAGAAAUGUGUAUGUUGGGUGUGCAGUCUCCUCUCUUUGUCAUCUUGAAAACUACUGCUGUUUACAUCCUUACUCUUUUUCCUUGUGCAUGUCUACACUAAAACUGUCGUUGUUUACACAUAACAUUUGUAAACAUGCUUCCCAUGUAUACCUUAUAAAAUUAUGGUUGUUUCUAUAUAUUGGUGCAUAUUUACCUCGUAUUCCCACUUGACUGCUGUGGUCGUUCACAUUCAUACACACACACAUCCGGUGUAUACAUCCUGCAAAGCUGUUGUUUAUAUUCAUAGGCACAUUAUCUCCAUGUAUACCUUUUGUGCAUUUUUUGUGCAAUUACGUGAUAAGCAGCAUUUUCAUUGAUCUUCGCCAUGCAUUCUGUGGUGUGUUUCUAAGGUACUUACCAGCAUUUUUCACUCAUCAUGCACUUUUGCACUUGCCUUCGCAGAUUUUGUGGCACUUUUCUAAGACAUGCCGAUAUUUUUCACUGACUUUUUAUCAUCUUUUAGCAAAUAACCUUGUUGCUCAAGUAAAGAAAAUGCUUACUACACAACUAUACAGUGUCAAUCACCAUGUGUUAUGCUUCAGAAAACCCAAACACCACCCUGCACCAAGCCUUGUACUGUUGCAUGCCAACAAACUCACUGGCAGGCAAAGAAAACCCAGACUUCAGGUUAGCCAAUAACCUUACCUGUGGUCUGUUACUGUCAGCUGUAGUGUUUCAUCCCCAUCUGGUGUGUCAGUGUGUCAGCAUCACUCGAUCCUGUGUGGUCUGUUAGUUGCCUUGUAGUAGCUUGUGUCCUCUAUGGUUCCUCAGCAGCCUGGCAGCACCUCUUGGCUCCUCGUGGCAUGUUCUUAGCAGUCUGUGGGAUCCGUCAGUAUACGUGAGGCAAUCAUUUCUGUUUUGUGUCCCCAGGUUGAAGCCCCACGUCUUUCCCAUUCCUUCCCCAGCUUCCUGUAGGCAUGUUGUCACGCAGACCUUUGCCUUUUGUUGUGUUAGGGUGUGUGCUGCAAUUCUUUAGGGGUAUUUUACGUGUUAUCGCAUCCUUCUCCCGACCAUCCUCCCUUGCCCCAACCCCAUCAUGGUACAACUUAACCAAUUGCUGAUUUUCGCAACAGGAACGUAUCUUAUGUACAAUCUGUGUGGAUGGACAGACCUAUGCUGUUACGUCAAGGUCCUGUCUCCAUUUUUAGUGCAAAUGGCUGCUUUUCUUUUUCUAGUGUCUCAACCAAAAACAAUCGCAUUAGUUUUAAGUUCCCGGCGCGGAGCAUCACUGAGGUGGUCAAGGUUCAGGCUCUCUUGGCUUUGUGUGUGUCUUGUUUCUCUUGUCAGAUAAGGGUUUCUGUUGUCAGUACUAUAUGUGUGUAAAAAAAAAGUAUCGUCAUAUUUAUUAAGGGAAGUUGAUGAUAUAUAUAUAUUUUUGUGAAUUGCUUUGUGAAUUAAAUUAUUACUAUGGUUAUUAUUAUCUUUUUUUUCAGUAUUUUAUUUUUGCAGUAGGUGUAUUGUAUUGUGUUGUCAUUUUCAUGCAGGUAUCAGUUGUGAGAAGAUCAGAUGAUCUAUUUUGUAUGUGGUGGUUUGGACCUGGCCUUAGUGGUGUUGUGAACUUGGAAAUCUUGAGUUCUGGAAGGUUGUAGAUUAAGCAUACUAGUGUUAAAAAAGACCCCAGAUGUUUCUCUUCUUAGUUGUAAUCGUUCUCUAACCUCCUCUGCUCAUGCUCACUGAAGACGAGAAAAAAUGAAUUUGUGAAACGAAGACAAUUAGUUAAGAGAUAGCGAAAGAUCUCAUAGUCAUAGGAAGAAGGAGUUUGUAGGUAAAUGUUGAUGAUACCUUUCCUUCAUUAUUCCUUUUCUUUUAUCCUCCCACCAAAAAAUGUUCUCUGCUUUCAUUGCUUGUCACUGUCCAUGCAUCCCUCAAGUAUCUGCCAAGGAAGACUAAAUAAACGUCACUAAAUCAAAGGAAGACAUUCACUUAAAGACACAACAAGUUACUCAAAGGACGUCGGUGAAUAUUCAAACCGAAAAAUUUACUCCAGCUGUGAGCAGAAGAGGUCGGACUGAUACAUAUAUCGUGAUAAAUGUUUGCAAUAUAAAUGGGUUGAUGUUUGUACAAUAUUUACUACACUAUUGUUGUGAAGGUUACUCAUUGGGCACGAGUCUUUCUCGGGACGCUGUCAUUGUACGUGUUGCAAUAUUGAUGUACUAUAUUUUUUAUGUCUGGUGAUUGUUGCAUAAUAGGAAAGGAUGUUGUGUUGGCCUGGUGGGAAACUUGCUUGAGGGAGAUUACAGUAUGUUGAAAAGUUUAGGUAUGCAACAAUGUUUAUUUAAUCAGUUUAUAUAUAUAUUUUUUAUCUAUUUAUUUAUUUAUUUUUUAUCUGUGUCAUUGAGGUUCACCAGACAGCAUAAUGUUUUGUCCUGUGAUCGAGUGUCUUUCCUCCUCCAGUGUGUCUGUGUUUGGAGUCCUGUGAGCCUCCCUCUCACUACCACUGCUGGCUCAUGAACUGUAUUGUGCAAGGAGAAGUUUUAUUGUGAGCUAUUUUGUCUUGUUUCAUCUUUGUUAUAGCUCAAACUUGUUUUAUAUUUAUUUUUUUUGUAAUACUUAUGAGAAUGAUCUUUAUUUGUGUGUGUGUGUGUGUGUGUGUGUGUGUGUGUGUGUGUGUGUGUGUGUGUGUGUGUGUUAUAGGUUCCAAAUGUCUGUGAUGACAUCCAGGUGCUGAGAUGAAGCAUUUCUAUAAUUAAAGUGUUAGAUAAAUGUGCUGUAUUACCUUCAGUGUUGUGACUAUGACCUGUUUGUGAGUAUUCCAUUAAGUUCUAUUCAUUUAUGUCUCUUAAAGAAUUAAGAUUGCUAAUUGGAGAAAUUUCCCACUAUAUUUAUGAAUUUGUGUCCAAAGUGAAAUUAUGUUUUGAUGAUUUCAAGUGUGUUUGUAUUUCAUUAAAGUGUUAGUGUCUGGUUGUUACAUAUGGCUAAAGGUGUGUGUCAGCUGCUGCACCACCUGUGUGUGUGUGUGUGUGUGUGUGUGUGUGUGUGUGUGUGUGUGUGUGUGUGUGUGUGUGUGUGUGUGUGUGUGUGUGUGUGUGUGUGUGUGUGUGUGUAGUAUGGUCGCCUCCCUUUGUUCCCAUACCAAAGUUCCACUGUAGUGUUGACUACACGCUUCUUAGCUAGCUUUAUGUGUUGACGAAUUUGUACUUAGUACAAGAGGUGUGUACUUCUCUUAGGUCAACUUGUAAGAGCUUUUUAGCCUGUGCACUUCUUUCGUUUUAUUUUAGUAUUAAUGAUGUGAUGUUUGUUGCAGAAAGAAAAGACAUCCACCCUUGUGGUGAGACACUGUGGCAGUGUUGUGUGUGUGUGUGUGUGUGUGUGUGUGUGUGUGUGUGUGGGUGUGUGUGUGUGUGUGUUUGGAUGUGGGUGUGAGUGUGUAUGCGCCCCGCUAUGUGUGAUGGGGACGUGACCUGUGCAAUGACCAACACUACCCCUAGUGACCCCAAGACAAGUGUUGGACAAGACUUACCCACAGUAGCUUAGUGGUACAGGCUGGCCCUCCACCCCUCCCUGCCCUGCCCUUCCUCCCUGGUCCACGGCAGGGCUGGCUGGGGUGCCCACACACCAUUCCUCACUGCCCUCUGCCUCCACACUUGGUCUUACCUGUUGAUGCAUUAAAUUCUGGAAUGUAGUUGUAAAAAAUAUGAUCGAGUGUAAAGAUUAAAAAGUUAGAAUUGAAGUAAAUGGUUAGAGGGGGAAGAUGGUUAGUAUAGCCCUGUGUGAUGUGUUGGUUGCCACUGUCAUGCCCCGCAGCAGUGUGGUGGUGGUGUGGUGGUGUGUGGGCCGGCCAGGCAAGCACUGCAGCACUGCCUGGGAGGGAGGCAGCUGCUCAAACCCUCUCGCUCACCCUGUAUAAUCGGUCAAUUUUCAUCUUUGUAUAUUAAAACACAGGCACAAUA